This is a messenger RNA of Vitis vinifera (wine grape), 2433 nucleotides long. RefSeq names its product geraniol 8-hydroxylase. NCBI's taxonomy places the organism in Eukaryota, Viridiplantae, Streptophyta, Magnoliopsida, Vitales, Vitaceae. Gene Ontology annotation, molecular function: heme binding; iron ion binding; oxidoreductase activity, acting on paired donors, with incorporation or reduction of molecular oxygen. The record is from RefSeq and is a predicted model, not a curated record. The transcript is spliced from 4 exons. Bases 758 to 2257 code for a protein of 499 amino acids.
GGAGCGUAGCUGCAGAGAGGAGCGUAUAAGAGAGUAGGGGUUUGGAGCUAGGGGCAGAAAACUAGAGGAGCGUAUGAGAGAGGGGAAGGUGCUUUUGAGGGCGGCAGGGAUAUUUUGAGGGGAGAGGAAGAAACAGACGAGGGUGAGAGAGAGGUAUUCCGGUGGCUGGCUAGCUUGUGAGGCAAGUGAGGAGAAAGAGAGGGGGAAAGGAGUAAGCUGCGUGAGGCAAGUUUUGCUGAGGGUUAUUUUUGUGAGAGGAAAGAGUUUGAGGGUAAGGAAGGAACCAUAGUAUGGAGCAGAGAUCUUCGAGAGGGAUUAUGAGCUGAGCGCUUACCGGAGACAGAGCAGGGAGUUGCAACCCAAGACACCUGGUUGAAGAAGAGGCUUUCAGGUCAGGGCCUAUCAAUUCUUUGUCUAAACUUUCCUGUAUACCAUCGGCCACGACACGGUAGCUAGGCCUCCACCUCACUUAUCUUUUAUCUUUUUCAUUUUUUUUUUUCUUAUAAAGGACAAGUGGAUUGCUGUGGAGACGUGGGAGGCUAGCUCUUGGUACACCAGCAAACGAAGCGAGACUUGAUAUUUCUUGGCCACAAUUUUGCCACCAUAAGUUUCAGCAAUGGGGCUCUGAUUGGAUGCCACCGCUGCCGGUCGCGUCUGUAUCUGGUGUUCGUCCUUGCCCGUUGGUACUUGAGAAGUUAAGAAAUCAAACUGAAAAGUUGAGAGAUACUGCUCGUCGGGGAGAGAGAGAGGGAGCGAAAUGGAGAUGUUGAGCUGUCUGCUGUGUUUUCUCGUCGCUUGGACUUCAAUUUACAUCAUGUUUUCAGUUAGAAGAGGAAGCCAACAUACUGCUUACAAACUUCCUCCGGGACCAGUUCCACUUCCCAUAAUAGGAAACCUCUUAAACCUGGGUAACAGACCCCAUGAGUCCCUAGCCGAACUUGCAAAAACUUACGGCCCAAUAAUGACUCUUAAACUUGGCUAUGUAACCACAAUAGUCAUCUCUUCUGCACCCAUGGCCAAAGAGGUCCUCCAAAAGCAGGACCUCUCCUUCUGCAACCGCUUCGUCCCUGAUGCCAUCCGAGCCACAAACCACAACCAACUGUCAAUGGCCUGGAUGCCUGUUUCAACAACUUGGAGAGUCCUUCGAAAGAUAUGCAAUUCGCACUUAUUCACAACACAAAAACUAGACUCUAACACCCAUCUCCGCCACCACAAAGUGCAAGAACUUCUUGCGAAAGUUGAAGAGAGCCGCCAAGCCGGUGAUGCUGUGUAUAUAGGCCGUGAAGCUUUUAGAACUAGUCUCAACUUGUUAUCUAACACCAUAUUUUCUGUGGAUCUUGUGGAUCCAAUUUCUGAGACUGUACUAGAGUUUCAGGAGUUGGUGCGUUGUAUAAUAGAGGAAAUUGAGAGACCCAACUUGGUAGAUUAUUUUCCGGUGCUCAGAAAGAUUGAUCCACAAGGUAUAAGGCGUCGUUUGACAAUUUAUUUUGGUAAGAUGAUUGGGAUAUUUGAUAGAAUGAUCAAGCAACGGUUACAGUUAAGAAAAAUGCAAGGUUCAAUAGCUACCAGUGACGUGUUAGAUACUCUUCUCAACAUCAGCGAGGAUAACAGCAAUGAGAUUGAAAGAAAUCAUAUGGAACAUUUGUUAUUGGACUUAUUUGUUGCGGGGACUGACACAACUUCGAGCACCUUGGAAUGGGCAAUGGCAGAGCUGCUACACAACCCUGAAAAACUUUUAAAAGCCCGAGUGGAGCUCCUGCAAACCAUCGGCAAAGACAAACAGGUAAAAGAAUCAGACAUCACUCGACUCCCUUUCUUGCAAGCGGUCGUGAAAGAAACUUUCCGAUUGCACCCAGUAGUUCCAUUUUUAAUCCCACACAGAGUUGAAGAGGACACAGAUAUAGAUGGGCUUACAGUCCCAAAGAACGCACAGGUGCUGGUGAACGCAUGGGCUAUAGGUCGAGACCCGAACAUAUGGGAGAACCCCAACUCCUUUGUACCCGAGAGAUUCUUGGAGUUGGACAUGGACGUGAAGGGCCAGAAUUUUGAGUUGAUUCCGUUUGGUGCUGGCAGGAGAAUCUGUCCUGGGUUGCCAUUGGCAACCCGGAUGGUUCACUUGAUGCUGGCUUCACUCAUUCACUCCUGUGAUUGGAAACUUGAAGAUGGGAUGACACCGGAAAACAUGAACAUGGAAGACAGGUUUGGCAUUACCUUACAGAAGGCUCAGCCCCUGAAAGCUAUACCGAUACGUGUGUGAAGUUGUUGCUCUUGUGUGCCGAAGUAAUGUGCUGAUUCUUGGGGUGCUUUGCUGUGUUUCAAGCUCUGUUGUCAUUAACUAGACGUGUCGGUCCAGUUCUGUCAUAUUGAUAGAUAAACUCUAAAAUCUUUCUAAUUUCCAAUUUAAAUGGCUAUCAAGUAUCAUGCUUUCAUGCA